Ostrea edulis (European flat oyster) is the source of this 6109-nucleotide messenger RNA. RefSeq names its product dystrobrevin beta-like. Bases 404 to 2845 code for a protein of 813 amino acids. The record is from RefSeq and is a predicted model, not a curated record. The transcript has 19 exons. Gene Ontology annotation, biological process: synaptic signaling. Gene Ontology annotation, molecular function: zinc ion binding. NCBI's taxonomy places the organism in Eukaryota, Metazoa, Mollusca, Bivalvia, Ostreida, Ostreidae. Gene Ontology annotation, cellular component: plasma membrane; synapse.
CGGCAGACACCCUAGAUCAAUACUCCUCUCUCCGAGAGCUCAAUCAUCGGUCCUAUAAUCACUUGUUUACCCUGAUCACAAGAUGUGUAGCAAUAAUACAGACAUGCUUGCUGCUGUCAAUGAGUUCCCAGACUGCCUCAUUAAAUCACAGCGAGUUGUGUGUAAUGUUCAGCAAGGGGGAUAACUCCAAAUCUUGGCAUUAGAAUUUCCUGUUGAACGUAGGCUGGUGGAGAUGCAUCUGUGGAUUAAGUGGCGGUGAUACUUUAAAUGUUUGUACACUGUGGUGGUAGACCAAUGUGGUGGUGGAUGUGUGGUGCAUUGACAAUAUCAUGGUGAUUGCUAGAUAUGGAGAGAACACCUAUAUCAGUAUAUUUUGCUCAAUAACAAGAAUUUAACACAAAGUAUGGAGCUACUGGCAUAUAAUCAAGCAAAAUUUGCCAAUGUAAUUCAGAAUAUAAAACUGGAAUUGCAAGAAAAAGGUUAUGUUCAUGGGAAGAAUAUACAGAAUGAAAAUCAGAUGCUUGAAGAUAUGAGUCCUACCACCAAAUCUGUCCGCGACUCAAAAACACUCCUGACAGAAAUGAGGGCCCAGAAUUUUGAUGUCAUUCGAUUUGCCACCUACAGAACAGCCUGUAAAUUGAGGUUCAUUCAGAAGAAGACUAACUUAUCCCUAGUGGACAUCUGGAACAUCAUCGAAUCCUUCAGGGAGAAUGGUUUGAACACCCUGGAGCCCGAUUCUGAGUUGAACUCAUCUCGAGUUGAGGCCAUCAUCUCGAGUUUGUUCUGUAAUCUCAACAAACGUCUUCCUUCUACACAGCAAGUCAAUGCAGACCAGUGUGUAAACAUAUUGUUACAUUGGAUCAUAUCAGCCUACGACAGAGAGGGUUAUGGCAGAAUGAGCGUCUUCUCCCUGAAAGUUGCUCUUUCCCACCUCUGUUCAGGGAAGCUAAUGGACAAACUGAGGUAUAUCUUCACCCAGAUAUCAGACUCGAGCGGUAACAUGGUGUGGCAUCGAUUUGAGGACUACCUCAGGGCCCUGCUUGCCCUUCCAGCAGCCAUGUUUGAGGGGCCGUCCUUUGGAUAUAAUGAAACAGCUCCUAAAAGCUGCUUUGAUAAAAAUACUCCUGUGAAUGUAAACGAUUUCCUGAAUGUGAUGAUGGCGGACCCCGGACCACAAUGCCUAAUGUGGCUUCCUAUCCUCAGCAGGAUGCCACAGGUUGAAAAUGUAUUUCAUCCGGUGCAGUGUGAGGGGUGUAACCGAGAGUCCUUUAUGGGGUUUCGAUACAAAUGUCAGCGGUGCUGCAACUACCAAUUGUGCCAAGACUGCUUCUGGAGGGGGCGUACUUCUGGUAACCAUAGCAACGACCAUCAGAUGAAGGAAUUUACAGUCUAUAAAUCUCCAGCAAAGCAGAUAGGACACAACCUGAAGAAGACAUUUAAAUGUGUGCCAAACAAAUCUACGCAGUCAGAACUCCCACAAUUCCCUGAGACACCAGAAAAAACGAUCGACCUCUCGUAUAUCAUGAAUCUGCCAUUCGAAGAAGUCAUGUCAUUGCUGAAACCCCCAUCUUCUCAUCAUCAUCCGCCUAGGAAUGGUUUCCACGACUCUCUUCUGAAUCAGACAGUCAACUCUGUACCACUAACCGGAGAAGAGAACCAGAAAAGUCCCAGAAAGAUCACCGCUAGCGUGGAGUCUAUUCAUGUGGACGACGAACAUCGCCUCAUUGCCCGGUACGCAGCCAGACUUGCAGCAGAUGCUGAAAAUACGGCAAGAAGUCCAACCGAGUUGAACUUCAGUUUGGAUUCCAACAAAGCACAAAGGGAACUAAUAUCCCAACUGGAGGCAAAAAACAGGGAGAUUAUGAGGGAAAUCUACCGACUGCGGUCAGAGCAAGAGGCUCAUGCCAUUUGUACAGAAACUGCACAGUAUAACCCAACGCUACUGGCAGAAUUACGACAGCUCAGGCAGCGGAAAGAUGAGCUCGAGUCAAGAAUGUCGUCUCUCCAAGACAGCAGGAAGGAACUCAUGGUACAGCUCGAGGGACUCAUGAAACUGCUGAAGACUCACCCCACUUCCCCACGAACAGUACCCACAGACUCUACCCCCCACCACCAGACCCAGUCCCAAUCCCUCCCUGACCGGUACGCAGCCCCAAGUGUUCCCACCACUCCGGCCAUGGAGUCCUCUAUGUUGGCAGGGGUGGGGGGUGAAGUCCAUCAGGCGUUCUACAACCCGGGACCUGUCGAGAAUGUCAGACUGAUCCGGAAUGACCUCAUGUGUGCUGCUGACUCGGUCACCAGUGCAAUGUCCUCACUGGUCAAAGAACUCAACUCAGAGGCCAGUAGCAGCGAUGAAGACGAUGACAACAUUGCCAGACAGGAAGCUAACCUAGAGAUGGCAGAUGCCUACAUCGUGGAAUCACAAGAUGAGGUGGACAGUUGGCAAGAUGAAAUUCUACACCACAUGGAUCAGGACCAGGACUUUUUGUCCCAGCUUAAGGCGCGUCGGAACAGGAGCAGCAAUCAGAGUGACAGUGAAACAGAUCUCUCUCUUCCUCACCCCUCCCACACCUCACAUACAGACAGUGUCCCGCCAUAUUCCUCGGCAUCCAGUAACAACCAAGAGGGAACGGAGGACGGGGACUCCAUUGAGCAGGGUGACGACGAUGCAGAGCUCUACGACAAUCAUCCCAAGGAGCUGCCCAACAGGAUGACCUCGAGCACCCACACCACAGAUGAUGAGAGCUACCUCCAGUCAGACGCAGACUCGUACAUUCGGACGGACGACGAGGAGAGUAGCAAUACAGACUGGGAGGAGUCCAUGAAGAGAUGGGUCAACAGAUAGACAGACAGACACAGUACAAUCUGUGUACAGAGAGACUGCCAGGCCAUUUAGUAAAGUGAAUGGUGUAGUGUGACUGAAAGAAGGGAUUGUGCAAUCUUAGAAGUGCAGCACACUAAGGGUUUUAACCCUGAAAACCAAAGAGGUCUUAAUUCCGCUAAUCAUGUAAUCAGACACUGCAACACAUGAUACUACUGAAGUGCUGAUAAAGGGCAGGACCUAUCCCAGUAUUGAACUUUGUAUAAAAGGAAACACAUUCUUGCAAAUCCAUUUUAAUUACUUUUUUUGUUACAUCUAUUUGAGAAGAGGAAAACCCAGGGCAGUGAUCCAAAACUGUGUUAAUGAAAUUUUUGGGUUGGUUGUUUUUUUGUUUUUUUUCAUGUAGAUUGGUGUGCAAUAAUUCUUUCUAACAUCUGAAUUUAUCCUUUGUUUUAUGCAUUUCUUAUUUAUUAUGAUUUAACCAAAAGCAUGUAUUUCAGCAAUCCUUUAACAUAACCUGUUCAUCAAACAAAGGUUUAUAACUCUAAUUUGUUUUUAAAUAAUAUGAUGUUGAGCUCAGUAACUUGAAUUGCAUAUUAAAAUUUAUUUCUAACAUGAAAAAAAAAAACAUUUACAGAAAAAUAAAACUGGUGCAUUGUAUAACAGUCUUUCAGAAGAAAUCUAGCUAGCUUGAACACUACAGGGACUAGGAAAUAAUUAAUGGCUGUGAGUUUAACUGAGCAACAACAGUUUCAAGAUCAUACGCAACAUUUCUCAAUAAUAAAUAAUUUUUCACGACAUCAGGUAUAUUUCACUUUCACUUCUUAUCUUGUUUUUACAAAAAAAUUGGCGUAAAUUUGAUACCUGGUAUGUUUUAGAUUUUAAUAGUAUAUUUUGAUAGUUUCUGGUUGUGGCAAGUAAAAAUGUAAAGGUUGUAUAAAUGGACAUUACUAAGUUAUUGUGGCAAAGAAGGGGAGAAAAAUCUUUGGAUCAAUCUGGGAUCAAACCAGAGACCCUUGCAUUACUAGAUAGUUGUCAGAUCUAUAACCUCUAAGCUGACCAGACCGAUGUACGAAGUAUAGUAAUAUUAUUAUAAUUUAGACUAUAAACCUAUUUCGGAAGUCAUACAAAAACUCUUCUUAUCAAGGAGAUUAAAAAUCAUUUAAGAAAAAAUGGUAGAAACGUCACGCAUGAUCUGAAGGAGGUUCAAAUUGAUGGUCAAAUAUUUGUACCGUUAUACAAGAUAUAAGCAUGCCAAGGUACGCAUUCAUUCAUUUAUUUUACAGAAGUCAUUAAUUAGAUAAUUUGUACCGUUAUACAAGAUAUAAGCAUGCAAAGGUACGCAUUCAUUCGUUUAUUUUACAGAAGUCAUUGAUUAGAUAAUAAUUUGUACCGUUAUACAAGAUAUAAGCAUGCAAAGGUACGCAUUCAUUCAUUUAUUUUACAGAAGUCAUUGAUAGAUAAUUGUCCCGUUAAAUCAGUCCCUCUAUUUUAUUAUAUCUCUAGUCCAUAUAGGUCUACCUCUGUGUUUUAUCAGCCUCCACAGUGAAGAGCUCCGUGUCAACAGGGAAAACAUUGUAUAUCAUAAAAUGGAAAACAGUGUUUUAUCACAUGUUGGAAGGCUUAAGAUGUGUGUUAUCAUUCAUUAUUAAAUUUGGAUUUCCUCGUUGCAUGAAAUACAUUUGUCAUACAAUGUGUAUUAGUUAUUUUAAUUAGCAGAUUUUUGUUUGGGAGAAGAUAAAUUAAGAAUUCAGAGAUGAUUGAGAUUAAAGGAGAACUGUCUAAUUGGGUUACUCCUCUUUCACUAUACCACAAUACACUGGUUUUUUUAAUAUUUAUAUGUUUCCAUAGUUAACUCUUUUUUUUUCUUUUCUUUUUUUUCUUUUUUUUUUUUUUUUAGAUUUUUUUAUAUUUAGAAUAGUACUCAUAAUUAAUUUCUAGUUAUUAUUUUUAUGGAUAUAUGUUGCAAACGAUCUUUAUAUUUAGAUUUAUGGUGAUAUAUUUAUCAAGUACAUGUACUAAAUACUGUGCCUGUUUAUAUGAAAUAUAAAGCAAUAUUAUCACAACUUUUCAAAUGGCAAACUACAAGUUUCAACAUUAAGAACAGGAGAGUAGAUAUGUAGUUAUAUAUAGAAAGAUUCAUAAAACCUUGAUUUUUUCCAUCGUUAAAGGGCUAUACAUUCUCUUCCAUUUUUUAACACAUAAUUCAUAACUGUGGAAUCAUUGUAUAGUGUUGAGAUCUCUUCCAUUGGCAAAGUUUAUCUACUAUCUUGCAACCUAUAUAUUUACAUUUUCAAUGUAUUUGCAUUUGAUAUCUUCCCAGAUUUCCUCAUGAAUGUGCUGCAGUUGUUGAUGAUAAAUAAAUAUAGUACUUCUAUUUUGAUGAUUGGGAAUUCGGACAGAAAUGAAAGUAGAAUGUAAAUAUAAGAAAUGAAUUUCAAUUUUCGGAGAUACAUGAAGGCAUGGCCUGCAACACUUCACACCGGCAUACUUUUCAUGAGGGGCCAACACACUUCAUGAAGUAUGCCAACAUGAAAAUGCAUACCCUCAUGUAUAUUCAAAAAUAAAAUUUGUAUCAAUUUCUUAAAUGAACAAUAAUAUAACCAUAAUGUAAUUCUCAAAUUGUCAAUGAAAUUAUUAGAUUUCAGCAAUCAGGGGUAUUUGACCCCAAAAAAUUUGUUUCGAUGAUUCCACAAUACUCUAUAUGUUCUCAAUUAUUGCCAGUGUGUACUUCUAUGUAAAUGAUUUAUGAUUCAUGAAUUGAUAGGGCUAUGUACGCGCUUUGUUUGAUCACAGAACUACUUUGUCAUACACCGUUCCACUCUAGCUAUUCUGUGAUGCCAUGAUAUGGCUCUCUGAGGUUGUGUUCUUUCAUUGUAAUACAAUGGCUGUAGUUUGUUCUAGAGGGGUUGUAAGUAAUUUUACAAUGGUUGUAAUUAAUUUUACAAUUGUUGUAAUUGCAGUGUACUUUUACAAUGACUAAGUAAUUUUACAAUGGUUGUAAGUAAUUUUACAAUGAUUGUAAUUAAUUUACAAUGGUUGUAAGUAAUUUUGCAAUGGUUGUAAUUUGUACAACAGUGGUAGUCAAUUUACUAUAGUGGUCUACCAUUUCAUCAAUCAUUGGAGUUCUACAUUUUGAUACUUGUAAAUUAUUUAUAUUCUUAAACCAUUGAGAUUUGUUAUUACUAUGGAAACCAGUUGUUACUUGUUUUUGAUAUGAAGCUGUCCAUUUUAACAAAAGCUGAACCAUGUUUAAUACAUUGGAUCAAAUAAAUCAUAUUAAUUUGA